Ailuropoda melanoleuca (giant panda) is the source of this 7327-nucleotide messenger RNA. It is a transcript of the gene ADGRG6, whose product is annotated as adhesion G protein-coupled receptor G6. Gene Ontology annotation, molecular function: G protein-coupled receptor activity; laminin binding. The coding region runs from base 856 to 4608 and encodes 1250 amino acids. Gene Ontology annotation, biological process: myelination in peripheral nervous system; cell surface receptor signaling pathway; heart trabecula formation. Gene Ontology annotation, cellular component: plasma membrane. Lineage: Eukaryota; Metazoa; Chordata; Mammalia; Carnivora; Ursidae. The record is from RefSeq and is a predicted model, not a curated record. The transcript has 25 exons.
UUCCGAACUGCUCCUUUCUUGCGCGGAGAGUCUCCCGAAUUCAGGGCUCACGGCUUUCUGGUGACCUCGGGUCUUCCCCGUCCCCUCCCCCGCUGGGAGCCGAGCCCGGCCCAGCGCCAAUCACCCAUCCCGAGCCGGCUGCCCGUUGGGGGAGCGCCCCUCCCGCCCCGCAGUCAGACUUCUCCCUUUCUGCCCCGGGGCAAGCGAUCCUGGGUGGGGCAGCCGCGCUUUGGGGACGGCCCCCGCCGCGGAGCGUCGAGACUGGGGCCGCCCGGGCCGCGCGGGGCCCGGCCAGACGCCGCGCGCCGCCGGGGCAGCCGCACCUGAGCCCCCAGCUCGGGCCGAGGGGACGGGCGCUGGAGCAGCUGGAGCCCGCCGGGCGAGUGGGGGGGUGGGGGUAAGCAGAGCCACAAAGGGGUGACCACGUGCCGCCUCCCGCGGGCGGGGGCGCGGACUUGCCGGGUCAGACCCUUCCACCCCCGCCCGGCCCAGAUCACCUCGAGCACCCAGCACCAGCUCAGACGCAGACACAACCUCCCUCACCUCUCGCCCUAACUUUUCUUAAACUUGUCUGUAAGGGGGAACCUGCCGCCGCGCCCGCCCCCUAGCCGCGACGAUUCGCACUUGAACUCCGCCGCGCCGGCCUUCCACCUUGCGCCGCCCCGAGCGCGGGCGUGGAGUGGCUGCCGGGAAACCCCGAUGAACUCUCCAGAAAGAGCGUGAAGGAGGGUCCGGCCGCCGCGCUCGGCUCGGGCGCCCGGGGUCUCCAUUGGGGAACUCGGAGCAGCAGAGCCUGGGAAGGACUGUGGACCGUGACCGUGCGGCCCCUGGAGACCUCAGCGCAGUGAUGCCAACAUGAUGUUUCACUCAGAUCAAAUGUGGAACUGUCAUUGGAAAUGGAAGCCAAGUUCUCUUUUGUUCUUAUUUGCUUUGUGUAUUGUGUAUGUUCCUCUUUCAGUGUGGGGAUGUGCCAACUGCAGGGUUAUCCUAUCCAACCCUUCUGGGACAUUUACUUCUCCGUGCUACCCUAACGACUACCCUAACAGCCAGGCUUGCAUGUGGACCCUGCGAGCCCCCACCGGCUAUAUCAUUCAGAUAACGUUCAAUGAUUUCGACAUUGAAGAAGCUCCCAAUUGCAUUUAUGACUCAUUAUCCCUUGAUAAUGGAGAGAGCCAGACUAAAUUUUGUGGAGCAACUGCCAAAGGCCUAUCAUUUAACUCAAGUGCGAAUGAGAUGCAUGUGUCCUUUUCAAGCGACUUCAGCAUCCAGAAGAAAGGUUUCAAUGCCAGCUACAUCAGAGUUGCUGUGUCCUUAAGGAACCAGAAGGUCAUUUUACCCCAGACACUAGAUAGUUACCAGGUAUCCGUUGCCAAAAGUGUCUCUAUUCCAGAACUCAGCGCUUUCACGCUCUGUUUUGAAGCAACCAAAAUUGGCAAGGAAGACCAUGAAUGGAUAGCUUUCUCCUACUCAAAUGCAUCCUUCACACAGUUACUCAGCUUUGGAAAGGCCAAGAAUGGCUACUUUAUUUCUAUUUCUGGCUCAAAAUGCUUCCUAAACAGCGUGUUACCUGUGAAGGAUAAAGAAGACAUUUUCACGGAAAGCUUUGAGCAGCUCUGCAUCAUUUGGAAUAAUUCUCUGGGUUCUGUUGGUGUAAAUUUCAAAAGAAACUAUGAAGCAGUUCCGUGUGAUUCUACCAUCAGUAAAGUUAUUCCUGGAAAUGGGAAGUUGUUGUUAGGCUCCAGUCACAAUGAGAUGGCCUCCCUAAAAGGGGACAUUUAUAACUUUCGACUUUGGAAUUUUACCAUGAAUUCCAAAGUCCUCUCCAACCUCAGCUGUCACGUGAAAGGGAAUGUGGUCGACUGGCAAAAUGACUUCUGGAAUAUCCCCACCCUAGCACUGAAAGCAGAAAGCAACCUAAGCUGUGGUUCCUACCUGAUCCCACUCCCGGCAGCAGAACUAGCCAACUGUGCGGAUUUGGGGACCCUCUGCCAAGCUACUAUAGAUUCUCCCAGUACUACACCGCCCACUGUCACCACUAACAUGCCUGUUACUAAUAGAAUCGAUAAACAAAGGAAUGAUGGAAUUGUCUAUAGAAUUUCCAUAGUGAUUCAAAAUAUCCUUCGUCACCCUGAGGUUAAAGUACAGAGCAAGGUAGCAGAAUGGCUCAAUUCAACCUUCCAAAAUUGGAACUACACUGUUUAUGUGGUUAAUAUCAGUUUUCACCUGAGCACGGGAGAGGACAAGAUUAAAGUCAAGAGAAGCAUUGUGAAUGACCAAAGGUUGGUGAUUUGGGCCCUUCUAGUUUACAAUGCUACCAACAAUCCCAAUUUAGAAGGAAAAGACAUUCAACAGAAGCUCUUAAAAAAUAACGAGUCCCUGGAUGAGGGCUUGAGGCUAUAUGCAGUGAGUGUGAAGCAACUGGAUUUAUGUCCUGCUGAUGAGGAUCCCAAAGGCUUUCAUUGGCCACUCAUCCCACCUUCUGUCUACAACUUACCCUGUCCAGGGAAACAGGGCUUUUACGCUUCACGGACAUGUAAUUGGGACCCUGCCAACGCAUCUGUAGCCUACUGGGGGCUUCCUGACCUCUCCAAUUGUUCAAACGAAGCAAAUGAAGUGGCCAACCAGAUUUUAAAUUUAACGGGUGAUGGGCAGACCUUAAGCUCAGCCAAUAUUACCAGCAUUGUAGAACAGGUCAAAAGGAUUGUGAAUAAAGAAGAAAACAUUGAUAUAACACUUGGUUCAACUUUAAUGAAUAUAUUUUCCAAUAUCUUAACCAGUCCAGACAGUGACUUGCUUGAGUCUUCUUCUGAAGCUUUAAAAACAAUUGACGAAUUGGCCUUCAAGAUAGACCUAAAUAGCAUAUCACGUGUGAAUAUUACAACUCGGAAUUUGGCUCUUGGAGUAUCAUCCCUGUCCCCAGGGACAAAUGAAAUUUCAAAUUUUAGCAUCAGUCUUCCAAGCAAUAAUGAAUCCUAUUUCCAGAUGGAUUUUGAGAGUGGACAAAUGGAUCCAUUGGCUUCUGUUAUUUUGCCUCCAAACUUACUUGAGAAUUUAAGUCAAGAAGAUUCUGUAUUGGUUAAAAGAGCACAGUUUACUUUCUUCAAUAAAACUGGACUUUUCCAGGAUGUAGAAACCAAGAAAGGCACCUUAGUGAGUUACGUGAUGGCAUGCAGUAUUGGAAACAUUACUAUCCAGGGUCUGAAGGAUCCUGUUCGAAUUAAAAUCAAACAUACGAGAAACCAGGCAGUGCCUCAUCCCAUCUGUGCCUUCUGGGAUCUGAACAAAAACGAAGGUUCUGGAUUUUGGAACACGUCAGGAUGUGUGGCACACAGAGAUUCGGAUGAGAGCGAGACGGUCUGCUUAUGUAACCACCUCACACACUUUGGAGUUCUGAUGGACCUUCAAGGAACUGCCUCACAGAUAGAUGCAAGAAACACCAAACUUCUCACCUUCAUCACCUAUAUUGGGUGUGGGGUAUCUGCUAUAUUUUCAGCAGCAACUCUCCUGACAUAUGUUGCUUUUGAAAAACUGCGAAGGGACUAUCCCUCCAAAAUCCUGAUGAACUUGAGUACAGCUCUGCUGUUCCUGAACCUCCUCUUCCUCUUGGAUGGUUGGAUCACCUCGUUUCACGUGGAUGGCCUUUGCACGGCCAUUGCUGCCCUGCUCCAUUUCUUCCUUCUUGCAACCUUUACCUGGAUGGGGCUAGAAGCAAUUCACAUGUACAUUGCCCUGGUUAAAGUAUUUAACACUUACAUUCGCAGAUAUAUACUGAAAUUCUGCAUCAUUGGCUGGGGUCUGCCUGCCUUAAUCGUGUCCAUUGUUCUGGCAAGCAGAAACCAAAAUGAGGUCUACGGAAAAGAAAGUUAUGGAAAAGAACAAGGUGAUGAAUUCUGUUGGAUCCAGGAUCCAGUCAUAUUUUAUGUGACCUGUGCCGGGUAUUUUGGAGUCAUGUUUUUCCUGAAUGUUGCCAUGUUCAUCGUGGUCAUGGUGCAAAUCUGCGGGAGGAACGGCAAAAGAAGCAACCGGACCCUGCGUGAAGAGGUUUUAAGGAACUUGCGGAGUGUGGUCAGCCUGACGUUUCUGCUGGGCAUGACAUGGGGUUUUGCUUUCUUUGCCUGGGGAUCCUUAAAUGUCCCUUUUAUGUACCUCUUCUCCAUCUUCAAUUCAUUACAAGGCUUCUUUAUAUUUAUUUUCCACUGUGCUAUGAAGGAGAAUGUUCAGAAACAGUGGAGGCGGCAUCUUUGCUGUGGUCGAUUUCGGUUAGCAGACAACUCAGAUUGGAGCAAGACAGCUACUAAUAUCAUCAAGAAAAGUUCUGAUAAUCUAGGAAAAUCUUUGUCCUCAAGCUCCAUUGGGUCCAACUCAACAUACCUUACAUCCAAAUCCAAAUCCAGCUCUACCACUUACUUCAAAAGGAAUAGCCACACUGACAAUGCUUCCAUGGACAAAUCCUCGUCAAAAUUGACCCAUGCUGUUGGAGAACAAACAUCAAUCAUCCCCGUCCACCAGGUCAUUGAUAAGGUCAAGGGUUAUUGCAAUGCUCAUUCAGAUAACUUCUAUAAAAAUAUUAUCAUGUCAGACACUUUCAGCCACAGUACAAAGUUUUAAUGUGUUUAGUAUACAAGAGAAGAAUUCGUCUACAGAGACGUGAAACUCUGCAAGCAGUGAAAACCGUGACUAGCACACGUGAACAUGCUGUGUGUACAUGUAUGAGGAAUGUAUUUUGUUAAGAAGGCUUUUGUGAAAUUUAAAAAAUCUGUCUUUUCAGUGUGUUUCUUCCAUGGGGGAGUUUUGAUCAUCACUAAAACUUUAGUACUGAGAGCAACAUGACCCAGUAGCCACAGGGAAUAUGAUUUUUUUUUAAAACUAUGUAAUUGGAUCAGACUAAUCAGAACUCAGGGAGGUGGGGGACAUUAAAGUCAGUGGACAAGGGAGGAGCAGAGCGAGGGACAAGCAUAGCUUAGAGCUCAUUCAUGCCCCACUCUUAGGUUUUGGAUAUAGACAUUUGCUAUAUUGUCUUUCUCAACAAUGAAAAGCAUAUGAAUAGUCACAACUGUUUGGAUGCCCACAAGUCCCUUCUCAGUGCUAGUUUCUAUGAAUGCAGUAGGUUUUCUUUUCUUUCCAUAAAUUUUCAAACACAGAUACAAAAGAAUGCUUAAAGUCUGAUCCAAAGAUUAGAAAGGAAUUCGUUCUUAUUAUACCAAAUGUUUCACCUUCAAAAUAAUUAAUAUGCUUGAGAAAGAAUUUAUAAAAUCUUGACCCAGUUAAUAUGGGGCCCUGUAAAUUUCUAGUAUUUCCCUUAUCUUGCUUAAGACACAAGGUUUAAGCAUCAUCAUUAAUUAGCAUUUAAUCCCAUACAUUUGAAUGAAGUAUAAUGUUGAGAUUCCUUUAAUGUGGAUUUUCCACUACUUGAUGAAGAAUGAAUCUCUUAGACCUCUGGUUUUGCUUCUCUUCUAUCUGUUGAGCCCACAGACUCAUGGGAGGAAUGAGGAUUUACAUUAGGCAUACUGUGUAUAAUAGUCUCUCCAUUUUAGAAAAUACAAUCAUUGAGAUUCUGUGGUCCUACCUUUGCUGUAGAGACUUUAAGACAUUUCCAUUUGCACAAUUGGAAAGCCUCUUAUUUCCUUUUCAAGUGUUUUGUUACAAAGAAUAUAAACUGAGACAUAUGGGUGACUUGUCAUAGUCAAAAUAAUUUAUAAACACGUGGGUCUGCAAUUGUUGGUCUAAAAACCAUUUGUACAUGAGUCCUCUGAUUAUAAGAACCAGAGGAGGUCUGGCAAGAUAGAUAAAUUAAUUAGGUUUCAGCGUACAAGGCAUGCAUAUUAAGCAGUUUACCUAAUUUUCAAACUCCCCUAAGUGAUCUGCUUCCUAGUGAGUGUGUUGGAGAUGACGUUUAAAUUAUUCUUAAAUGAUGGAGUUGUAUCUAGGUCCUUAGAAAUUGGUCUCCGUAUAUGUUGUACCUUUACACUUGCUCCGGGAUAUCUGGGAAGUAUCAGGUCUGGGAGACAUUAGCCUAUGUGAUGAGAAGAUAAGGCAUUCUGUCAGUGCCGGUCUGCUGAAAGACAGAAGCCAGAACUGAGCACCUGGGGGCCUUUCUCUCUGUGCAAAAGGCAGGUGGCUCUCCAUCGGAGACCUAGGAGAGUUUUCAGGCUAUGCAGCAUCCAAGGGGCCUCUCACCUUUUGCUAAUCUUCAGUCAUAAAGCUAUUUGCCAGACUUAAAUGGAUGAUAGAUAAUAUGGUGGUAGGUUUUUAUUACCAUUUCGUUUUGCAGCAGCCUGGACCAGGCCUGGGAGACAUGAGCAUUACCCAGCUUGACUUUCACAGGGGAGGAGUGUACAUAGUAGGAAAGGGUAGUAAACCUCAAGUCACUAAGAUUCGCUACAGUAGAGACACAUCCUUUCCUAUAGGCGUAUGAGUAAUAGGCUGCUUACCCUGGCAAAGGUUACACGUAGAUGAAAAUGAGUCUUAAAUCGUCACUGAAUCUUCAUAUACUUUCCCCCAAGCCUUAGAGAUUCAUGAGAGAAUUUCAUUAGCUUUCUACUGUGAGAGCCCUACCCAAAGUGCAUAGUUAGUUCAUAGUACUUAAGAGAGACCUUCCAAAAUGGCUUUCAUUUCUACUCCUAUUCAUUCAGACCUGGGAAAACAUUUUCUUUUCUUCAUCAUUGACAACAAUGUCGACUCCGCUUUUAAAAUUUCCAGUAAUCAGGUAAGGAGAAAUGAAGAAACAGCUGAAUACAAACUUUUGCAGAUGGAUUUAAGAGAUUGAGCCAAAUUCUACCCUCAGUUCCAAGCAUGGGCUUCUCACAUUCAUUAGGUUCCCUCAGAAAGGAAUUGCAGGAAUUUAGCUGUGGAGCCAAAAUUUAGUUUAAACUUGAGAAUAAUAGCGAUUCAGAUUCCCUGUUUUUUUCUUCUUCUUCUUCUUCUUUUUCCUCUUUUUUAUCUACAUUGUGUUAGUCUUAGUCUAGGGUCCUGAGAUACUUUCUGUUCUUAUCAUUGUUCCCUGCAUUGUGGAGCUUUUCUUUGUCCAUUUUUGGCAUAGACUCUUUUGUACAUAUUUAUUUAUUUGUGUUUAUAAAUGCCAGCUUGUUUCAUAUCUUAGCUUUAUAUUGCCUGGAUUUGUUAUUUUAAUUAACUUUCUAUUGGAGAGACUGUAUAUAUUUUUUUCCUAAAUACUUUGUAAAAUAGUUUUCUCUAGUAAUAUCUUUGAAUAUGAUAAAUAAAAGUUACUGUGAGUGCAAAUUAGAAUUAGUAGUAAGAAGCUACUAUAACUGAUUUGCCUUUUUACUUAAAUGGAAAAUGUUUUUCAAAUAAAUACUUAUGUUGUUCG